Mangifera indica (mango) is the source of this 2420-nucleotide messenger RNA. Its product is annotated as F-box protein SKIP24. The coding region runs from base 150 to 872 and encodes 240 amino acids. The transcript has 4 exons. NCBI's taxonomy places the organism in Eukaryota, Viridiplantae, Streptophyta, Magnoliopsida, Sapindales, Anacardiaceae. The record is from RefSeq and is a predicted model, not a curated record. Gene Ontology annotation, molecular function: protein binding.
GGAAAAAUAUUAUUUACUCCCAAUACAAUCUCCGGAAGUGUCCAUUGUACUGCGACUUGUCGUGGAGGCGAAAUGUCACGGGCCUUUAUCCUCCCCGACGACAUGAUAUAACUGAAGACCCAAAUCUGUUCUGCUACAAUUACAUAAUAAUGUCGGUCGACGCUCUACCGGACGAACUCUGGAGAAAAAUACUCGAAAUCGGAAUCCAAAACGCCAGCUUCACUUUCAAGGACCUCUGCUGCCUUUCCAUCUCCUGUAGACGCCUUCACCGAUUAUCCGGUGAGGACUCACUCUGGUCCCGCAUAUUCUCCUCUGAUUUCGACAACUCACCGUCUUCAUCACAGUCAUCGUCGCCGAUUAAGUCAAUUUACAAAAUUAGGUUUGAGAAGGAUAGGGAGAGGAAAAUGGCGGCAUAUAGAAGGGCUGUGUUAAGGAAAGAGAGUCAAGUGGCCGAGAAUUUGCGAAAGAUUAGGGAAAUUGAGCGGAAAUUGCGAGAUGAGACUCACAAAAUGAAAGCCACUUUUGCUGAAUUAUCCAACUUACGCAGGGUCAGGCAAGCUUCAGUAGCCUUGAAUGUCUGGCAGCCAGAGGUUGUUAGAGGUAAACAGAAACAAAUAGUUGAGCAGUGUGUUGUUCCUGUUGAAUCUAGGUUACAUUCACUUGAGAUGGAACUUAGACUUUGCAAGCAGCAGAUUGCAGGGUUUGACAAGGCCUAUAGAGAGCUAAAACAAAGACUCGAAAAGGGGAAGGAAGAGUUGGGAUCAAUGAAGUAUCACCCCUUGCGAGAGUAUAAUUCUACAAAUAGUGAGGACAAUAAGUGCGACUUAAAGAGGAAGAAGUUGAAAACAUAUAGUAACUGUCCAAGCAAUUGAUCUAGAAAUUGUGAAUUUUCUGCGCAACAAAUUAGUUGCAAUAUCAUCUUUAGCUCCUACAUGAUCAAUGCAAGAAUUCAAGAAGUAACUGUAAGCUAUAAUUGCUCAAUUUCAAGAUGAAGAAGAUAGAGAGAAUUUUUCUAGUCAACUUUUUGAUCAAGUCUCUAGCUUAACCAUCAGUGAUACCGAAAGCAAAUGGUGAAGAGGUGAAGUGAUGAAAUCAGAUACGAUGCUUAUGCAUGUGUUGAGGUGGAUCUUCUUUUCCUAUAAAGUUUGUUGAAGAACUUUCCCAAGAAAGGGUAGCAACAUCCAAAUUUAAAAAUUAGAAUGAUUUGUCACUUGAAAAACUUACCUUUCAAAGGAAAAAGAAUCUCUCCUUUAUAUAAUGUUAGAAUUUUGGUGUAUGUUGAAGACAGUGACUUGUGGUGUCCCAAACCUUUAGGGUAGGGUUACUAAAUAUUCCCAAACAAUGAUUUGCUGUGUUGUACAAUGAUGAGUUAAUGAAAAAACUCUAAUGAAACUUUUGUGGCAGCAGCAUACAUGCACAGUGGAAUGGUGAGCCUUGAGGUUUAGGUAAUGGUAUCAGUGAAAGCCAACUAGAAUGGAAUGGUGGUUGGGGCACAAAGUGUUGACAAUGCCAAAUAAUGAGGGGUUGAUCAAUAGUCUUUAACCUUCUUGGCUUCCUCGGUUAUUGCAUUAAUUGUGGUGUAGUUAGGGGAAUUGGUGACCCUCACACUUGGUGACACUCUUAACCAAUGCCUUCGUGCUGUUACAGGUGAUGCAUACAAGUGGCCGUUAACACAAGUUUUUGUUGAUAUUAGGCGACUGACAGGUGGCAAUAUUUGCUUACCCUUUGAGCUCACCAUGUAAAUUGCCCUCCUAAUCAAUGCUUGACCCCAUAUAAAUAGGACCAUGAGCCUAAUUUUAUUUCUUUAUUCUAAGUUAAAAGUGGGGAUCUUUUUGUUGGUGUUAGAAAGUUUCCAUUACUAUCAAAGAAUUUAUGCGGUGCUAGUGAGUAUGGAUGAGGGUGAGCAAAAAACUCGCAUGGGAAUGACUGGCUAUUUGGCUUUUGAUUUCAGUUCUUACCUAGAACAGGCUUUACCCUAGAUGGAUACCAAUUUUUGUGGAAUCGAUAACUUUUGGUUUUGGUUCUAAUUUCUGUAGAAUUGAUAAGUUCUGGUUUUGCUUCCAUCCCUUUAGGAAUCAGAAUUGACUCAGGAAUCAACUCCAAUUCAAAAUUUGGGUAUCCAGGUGAGUACUCCACCCUUUUUUUAAUCUGCUGAAUCAAAAUAAUAUCAUUUUGGUGGUUUGAUGGGUUCAAGUUGCUGAAUUGAAAGAAAAUAAUAUAUAGUUGAACAAUAAACUUCAUUUAAUCCUUGCCGUAAAGUGAAUAUAGAAGUGGAUAGUAGGAUUUGAUUUUGUUUUUGGUGUUUUCAUUGUUUGACUUGGUGGCUUGUAUAUUUAUUACAGAGGUUUGAUGUAUUUCAAGUUGUUGAAUUAGAAGAAAAUAAUAUAUGGAUGAAUAUUGAACACUGUUGAGUAUGUUAA